This is a messenger RNA of Acromyrmex echinatior (Panamanian leafcutter ant), 4609 nucleotides long. RefSeq names its product SUN domain-containing ossification factor. NCBI's taxonomy places the organism in Eukaryota, Metazoa, Arthropoda, Insecta, Hymenoptera, Formicidae. The record is from RefSeq and is a predicted model, not a curated record. Gene Ontology annotation, cellular component: membrane; cytoplasm. Gene Ontology annotation, biological process: protein folding in endoplasmic reticulum.
AUCGUCGACGUCGCUCGUCGUCGAUUGCAAUACUGUGUCUUGUGCUUUUAAGAGCGACGACGUGUGACAUAAAAAAGCCGCUCCUAAUGCGGCGAACAACAACGCCGGCGUCCCGUAAAAGGAGAGAGAGAUGAAACCCCGCGUGCUGUUCGUGUACUGGGCGCUGCUCCUAAUAUCGACGGUGUCCAGUGGACUUUUGUUUCUAAUAGUAGCUUCGGAGAACGCACAAACCAAAGAUUCUUUUUUCCAUCCUGAGAAGAAUGAGACUUACGGAGCUUAUAAUAAUGUUACGUUCAAUUACGAGGACCAUGAAAGUUUUGAGUCUUCGUCUAUACUGGAUGCUGAAACUGCAACAGCGACAUUAAAGACUAACCAGAACAAUUUAUAUGACCAGCAAGAAGCUACAGUCUCUGCUAGUUUUGAGACAAUUACCAACGAUGAUGCAGGGGAGAAAAAGAAUAUAGAUAUUUUAGCUGAGAGUCUCACCCAACAGCCUAAUCUCUCUCAAGGGAUCUCUGAGACUGGCCAGGCGGUAGUGUUGACUUUGGUGGACACUGCGGCUGAAUUGCAAAAUCUAGCCGAGCCGAAAAUCGAUCAUGAGUUUUCUUCGCGAUCGUCUAUCAAAAAUUCAUCAUUGCUGGGCACCAAUCAGGUCAGACAAUCGGAGCAUUUGAAGGAGACCGUGCCAACAACGCAGAUUCCACCGCCGCCGAUCGUCGACGAGACGACAGAGAGACCGAAUGACACCGAUGUCCUCGAAGACGAGGAAGAAGUGCUUUUACUAAAGAAAAUCACUGCUGAGGAACCGCCGGAGGUUGUAGUGAUCGUAAGAGCGGAGCAGAAGAUUAACACGGACGAAUUAGAGCUAAGAGUCGAGGAAGAGGACGCUGGUCAAGCUCAGGUGUCUGAGGAAUUGUCAUCAAAGAUCGAUGACACCUUCACCACGGCACCAGAAUUAAACGACACGGCGGCCAGAGCACGAUUGGUCGGUGAUAGCAGAGACGAGACUGCAGCAGUGAUUUUGAACGGACUUGUCACUUCAGGUCCCACCGAGCCACAUGAGGACAUACCAUCUUUCAGUGAAUGGGCACAAAAACGUUUGGAGGAGGCCGAAAAGAAAAAAACUCAUCCGAACGCUUCCGUGCAGACCCCGGGUGGUCCAGGACGAAGCGUAAGCGGAAUGAAAAUUCGUAAUAAGAAUUAUGCUUCUCCAGACUGCGGCGCCAAAAUCGUAGCAGCCAACCCCGAAGCGAAUAGUGCCAAAAACGUUCUGGUGUCCACGCGGGACGAAUAUAUGCUGAACGCCUGUACAUCGCGUGUCUGGUUUGUCGUCGAGCUAUGUGAAGCGAUACAAGCAAAAAAGAUCGAGUUGGCAAACUUUGAGCUCUUCAGCUCGUCGCCGAAAGACUUUUCUGUCUACGUGAGUGAUCGUUUUCCUACUAAGGACUGGAGCCCAGUCGGUCAAUUCACUGCCAAGGAUGUGAAAGACGUCCAGAGCUUCACUCUACAUCCUCAUUUCUUUGGCAAGUUUAUCAAGGUUGAACUCCAAUCACAUUAUGGUUCGGAGCACUUCUGUCCUGUCUCAUUAUUUCGCGCUUAUGGCACUAGCGAGUUCGAAGUGCUGGAAACCGAAACGGAGAAUGAGACCUUAGAAGAGAAAAACACGGACGAAGAUGACGACGAGGAUAGUGACGAAGAGGAGUUGUUAGAUGGUGAAUCAGCGAGUAAUCUUUUCGGUAGUGCACGCGAUGCCGUGCUAAGUGUAGUGAAAAAAGCCGCAGAGAUCUUGGUUAAGUCCAGUGGUCUCACUGGAAACAACAUCACGCAAAUCCAACAAAGUAUUGAUCACGGUAACAUCUUAGACAAUUCGUACACUAGCUGUACGACACCAAGAUACACGAUCCUCUGUGGCAACUGUACCGAUCAGAAGUUUGCCAGUGUUUUCCAACUGGUCAGCUGCAAGAAUCAGCAGUUGGAUGAUUUGCUUAGAAUUGAUUUGGUAAACAGAACUUUAAGACGAGGAAAAUUGUGUGGUCUUCAUGGCGUAGAAAUUGAAUCGUUUUGGCAGGAAAGAGAGGAGGACAAAACAAAAGAUGAUGAUUUGACGCAUUUUAAUUUGGCAGAAGAUUUCCAGGCGACUUUUUUAACAUCUUUCUUCAAACCUGAGUAUAUUGUAGCAUUGUGCAAUGUUUUAGCAACAAAGGAACGUAAGGUGGUAAUGAAUACAAGUUACGAAAUUCCCGUAAAUAAAUCUAAAGACGCUGCUAGUAAAAAUAUUUUAUCCACUAAAGAUACCGAUCGCGUCGAUAUCACUUUUCAUCAAACUUCCUCCACUCCGGAUCCAUGUACUCUGGAUUCGAGUUCUUCCGCUUGCAAAUCUGCCGCGUCCUCCAAGGAAGUCCGGCAGCAUCCAUUGACUCAGGAUGUUAAAGAGAGCGAAAAUAUUAGCAUUGCGACCAUAGAGACUUCCUCCAGUUUUCCGGAGAGCUUAGCAUCGCAGAUCAAACCUACGAAGACACUCAGCAAAGAAGAUUUGAAAAAGGAAUCGUCUGUACCUAUUUUGGAACCUAGUAAGGAGUUUACGGAAGAGACGUUGCAGUCGAAAGUGCUGACGACCGCUGCACCGCUCUCUAAUCCGACACCGACGUUGAAGAUUGCUGAAGAAUUGGCGGUUUUAGGAACUCCUAUCGAGACAUUAUCUAUAAGUAACGUUCCGCUAAUAAAUAUCGAUAGUAAAGAAACUGAGACCCUUAUGCCUGAUAUGGAAAGUGCCGAAACUAUCACGCAAGUCAAAACAGAAAAGUCAGAAAAUAACGAACAAGACGGAAGACAGGUGAAAGAUCUGAGUGAGCAAGAAGCUCGAUUGUCGCCUCAAGAUCAUCUCUCGUUGGAUUCAUUACUAUCCGAUUUGAAAGAUUUGGAGGUCGACACGGCUAACAUACAGAAUGGAGCAUCUAGCUCUUCGCCGACGACACAGCCCACAGCAAAUGUUGUUCCUCAGAAAGAGUCUGUUUUUCUUCGAUUGUCCAACAGAAUCAAAAUUUUAGAAAGAAACAUGUCACUCAGCGGACAAUAUUUGGAGGAAUUAAGUCGUCGCUACAAAAAGCAAGUCGAAGAAAUGCAGCGCUCAUUGGAGCGUGCAGUAGCUGCUAUGGGUGAGGAAUCGCGAAAGGGCGAAGAACGUGAUGCUAAAAGAGCAGAAGAAAUCACCGCUUUGAGGGAAGAAAUUGUGAUACUCUCUAAAUCUGUUGAAACUCUUCUUUAUGAUCGGGACAGUUGGCGCAGCCGAAUAUCUGCGAUUGUUCAGCACGCCUUGUUGAUCUGUCUGGAAGUUAUCGUUAUUAUCUUGAUUCUCUCUUAUUGUCGUCGAAGAGAAGGUUUUGAGGAAGAAAAACUCGAAUCGGACACGAGAAAGGACACUAUGCGUCGAAAGAGUGCGGAGAAUUUUAGUUCUCAUGCCGCAGCCAAGAAAAUAAAGAAACGGCGACCCAGCGAGAUUGCUUCUUAUAUUAGCGGCACAUAUCACGAAUUGAUGAUCGAUGAUCGACCCUUUGAGACAAAGAAGGAACGAAAGAAAAAACGCAAGAAAGAAGCACUUACCGCCGGUACUAAAGCAGUUAAUAUCGAUGCGAAACAAGAAGUGGUUCAUUACAAGAGUGUAUUAAAUGCGAUCCCUGGUGGUACGACGUUACCGUCGAGAAGAGCAUCGUCCAUAGAUCCUCCACACUCCAAAGAAUCGCAGGAUUCGGUCGAUAAGAGACCAGAAUCCGCACCCGAGACUGCCAUUGGUUGGUUCGAUGAUCAAAUAGAAAGAAUAGAACGAAUCACGCAACCUACAUCAGAAGAUAAAACUUAUAAGAUAGAAUCCAGAAUGAAUUCCGACCUUAGUCGUCAAGACAAACUCGGUAAACUCGGUAAACCUAAUACGUCAUUAGUGAUCGUAAAUAGGUCCGUUGAAAAAUCAGGCCCGCGUUUGAAUACAGUUGAACGGAAGAACGAGACGUCAAAGAAUGGCUCGUUCAGAGCUGGCAGUAUUCUUAAAGGUACGAGAUUGAGUUCGCCAUCCUUUAUGAAAACUGCCUUAGGUAAAAGGAAAUUGUCUACGAAUUCCACAAAUUCUACGAAUUCUGAAAAAUGGGAGUGGAGCCAAGAUUCGGAGCAUUCAAAUGACAGGUCCUCUCAGUCCAGUCCUACGGACUUUAAAACGCUGUCGCAGAUUAUCAGUGAUCGUGCCAAUGGGAGUACCGCGAACGGUUUGAUUGAAGAAAGUGACGAGUCGAGAAGCAGUAGCGCUACGCCUACUUCAAUCAAGAAAGAGAAGAGAAGCACUGGUUUGAAGAAAAUGGUGAGAAAGUUUUUCUGAUUGAAAUAGAUCCGUCGCAGAUACAAGUCGAACUGGAGCAUCGAUUCUUAUGUCGAUUCGAUCGCCAUAUAAAUAUUGCAUAUUUGUGAAAGUUUUUGGUUUGAUCUUGCUUCAUCAUUACUUUUUUCUUACUUUCCUUGUUUUGCUCAUUUAAUUCAAUUAAUUCAAUUGUAUAAACGUAAGACUUUAGAUACUUGUUAUCGCACGAUAAAUUGAAGUAAUUGAUUAAAAUAGGGAAGAUGAAAA